GCGAUUAUAUGAUCUACAACCUAACAGGUUAACGACAAUGACAGAUGAAUUUAAUCUUGUGUGGCACAAUGAAGAAUGUGAUGCUGAUUAUCCUGGUCAACGAUUUCAGCUUCUUCAGGACGAGGUAGUCUGCGACUUCAAGAGCCAAUACCAAGCCAUCAAAGUGUUCAGACACAAAAAGUUUGGUACAGUAUUGUCAUUGGAUGGAUGUGUUCAAGCUACUACUUACGAUGAAUUCCUCUAUCAAGAGAUGCUGACCUAUCUUCCUCUUUGUUCAGUCUUAGAACCUGAGAAAGUUCUUGUCAUUGGAGGUGGAGAUGGUGGUAUUGUCAGAGAACUGCUAAAAGAUUCCAGAGUUAGAGAAAUCAUACUGGUGGACAUUGAUGAACAGGUCAUGAAAGUAUGCAAAGAACACAUUCCUUCCAUGGGAAGGUUUCUGGAAGAUGAGAGGGUUUCUGUGAUAGUAGGUGAUGCUAAAGAGUAUAUUAAAACAUGUGAUGUUAUGUUUGAUGUUGUUAUCAUUGAUGUUACAGAUUAUGCAAUUUGUUCAGAUGAAGAGAAUCAACUUUUAGGGAAAGCUUUUUACACUCAGCUGAAGGAGAUAAUUAAGGAUGGAGGAGUAGUCUCAUACCAGGCAUUUUGCCCGUAUCAAAAUAAUGAUUCUUUAAAAGUCGAGAUUGAGAAUAUGAAAGCAGCCACUAAAAUGAUAUGUUAUGGCAUGGUGCCUGUACCAAGUUUUCCAAAUGGGAAUAUUGGCAUUCUCUUUGGGCGCAUGACGAAAGAAUCUGGGAAGAAUUAUGAGCAACUUGAUGUCCCAGUUUAUAAGAUUUCAGCAGCAAAAGCAAAGGAGAUGGGACUCAGAUGUUACUAUGAGGAGUAUCACAUGAGCUGCUGUACUCUUCCUCUUGAAUUUAGCUCUUGGCUUGAGGAGUCAAUAGGAUUGUAAGACCAGAAG
Molecule: messenger RNA, 955 nt
Organism: Bolinopsis microptera
Lineage: Eukaryota; Metazoa; Ctenophora; Tentaculata; Lobata; Bolinopsidae
Product: spermidine synthase-like
Exons: 1
Coding region: 38-946 (302 amino acids)
Molecular function (GO): catalytic activity
Source: RefSeq, a predicted model, not a curated record